CUUGAGAAAUGUGGUCAGGAGACUUUUGUGCUUUGUAUAAUUCGAAUAUAAUUGCUUCAAUUAUUCAUCCAUUCUUAUGAUGAACCAACCUUAGUAGUGUUAAUAAUUUACCACCUAUACUUUCGGUUGGCGUAGCCAUAGCUGAAGUCUGUUUCUUUCUGUCAGGCAAAAAAAAAAUAUGAACAGAAGUUUCUUUACGGCAUUCUUUGGUUUCAUUAUUGCCACUCUUAGUUAUAUUCAAACUUUCAAUGUAGACUUUGAGUAUACAGUUGUAAAAUCUGGACCAAAAGACAGCUUGUUUGGCUUUUCAGUAACAGAGCACCAUGAUGGUAAAGGUCCUUGGAUGCUUGUAGGGGCUCCUCGUGGAAUGAAUGCAGAGCUUAAAAAAUUUAACGUAAAUUCAUCUGGCACAGUGUUUCGAUGUAAAGCAACUGAUCCAAGCACUGCCUGUGAUGGGGAAGUUAACUUCGAUGACGAAUUGAAUAGUAAUUAUGAAUCCAAAAAAGACCAAUGGUUUGGUGUUUCCCUAAAAAGUGGAGGGCUAGGAAAAAAUAUUAUUAGUUGUGCUCAUCGCUAUGAGUAUUAUGGGAAAUCACGAUCCUUCCGUUUGCUUGAAGGAAAGUGUUGGAGGGUAGAUGGUGCAUUUUCUCAGCUGUCUGAGUUGCAAGCAUGUAGAUACAUAAAUAAUGGAGGUAAUGUCCCAACACACGAUUCUUAUGGGCAAUGUGAAAGUGGCGUUGCUGUUGAUAUAUUGCCCGAGGUGAAUGAUGAAACAAGUUAUUUAAUUGGAGCUGUGGGCUCCCUAGGAUUCACAGGGCGUGUUUUUGACAUAAGUACUGAUGACACAAACAAGCAAUAUGAAAAUCCGAGAAUUGAUGAUAGCUACUUUGGAUAUGCCGUUACCUAUGGGAAAUUUCUCAAUAAAGACAAAUUUACAAUUGCCACAGGAGGACCAAGAUACAAUAGUUUUGGAAAGGUUUUGCUGUUCACAGACAAGUCUUUCAAAUCUGUAGUGCAAAGUAUACCAGCGAAGGAUAGUGAGAUUCAAAUUGCAUCUGGGUUUGGCAUUGCUCUUUGUUCAAUUGAUGCUAACGGAGACGGAUUCUCAGAACUGAUCGUUGGGGCACCAUUCCAUUCAAAUGCUGAUAACCAACGUCCGAACCAGGGAUUAGUGUAUGUUUAUUCAAAAAAAGAUGGAGAGGACAAAAUGAGCCUAAUGAGGACACUCCAAGGUUUUACGUCAAAAGGUGGAAUGAAGGCUUACUCUAGUUUUGGUUAUGCUGUAGCUAAUGCAGGCGAUCUGAAUCUAGAUGGUUAUGAAGAUCUUGUUAUUGGUGCUCCACACCAAGAUGGUGGUGCUGUAUACAUUUAUCAAGGAUCUGAUGCUGGUCUGACCAAUGAACCUUCACAGUAUAUUCCUGCAUCAACUGUGUUUACUGGACUCAAUGGAGAUGUCCUUAGUUUGUCAGGAUUUGGGAAAUCAUUUGGCACAGGAAUGGACCUUGAUCAAAAUGGCUACAAAGAUAUUUUAGUUGGAGCAUAUCUCUCUGACCAGGCUGUGCUUUUAAGGAGUCGGCCUGUGAUAACUCCUCAUAUAUCUUUAUCAUUUCAACCGAAGCAAUUAAAAACAGAAAAGAAUUGCAUCGCCAAAAUUGGAAAUACUACUUGUUUUGACAUGAUUUUUUGUGUUAACUUUACGGAAUCAUCUGGAAAGUUGUAUAACAAGAGUGAUGAUGAAAUUAAAAUACAAUACACUUUUACGGCAGAUGUCAAAGUGAAGAAACCACGAGUUCGAUUUAGUUCAGGAAAAACAAUGCACACAGUCAUCAAAGCAACCAAAAAAAAGUCUGAGUGUGUAACAAUGAAAGGGAUGUACCUUGUUUAUAACGAGGAGGACAACACUAUUCCCAUUUAUCCAGACAUUACAUUUGAAGUUGCAUACGAUUUACCAUACAAUGAUGGUCUUGAGAAACCGGGGAAAAGUACAUCACAAGUUGUUAACUUAGAUGCUUAUCCUUCAUUGACAGAAAGUUACAAGGGUGGCGAGAAGAUGAAAUACACUCAUGCAUUAAAUUUCGAGUUAACCUUUCAACGGGAGUGUGAAAAAUGCAUUCCAGAUUUGUCAAUCAUUGCAGAUAAAAAUUAUUCUGUUGGAUUUGGGAAGAAAACAUUUAAGUUUAACAUGACCAUCAAGAACUCAGGAAGAGACCCUGCCUAUUCUGUUGGUUUUAAAUUCGACUUCAAGAAGGAUUUGCAAGUUGAAAGUGUCACUGAUGAGACUGACAAAGCAGAAGCAUGUCCGAAUUCAGUUUGCGAAGGGAUUUUUAAUCAGAUUUCACAAGGCAAAGAGGUAACAGUCGAGGUUGUGCUGAACACAGAGAAAUUUCAAGCAACAAGUCCUAAUACAUUUUCCGUCACUGUUACGAGUGCAAACAGUGAUUUAAAUGACACCCUCUCUGAUAACACCGUGACUAUCUCGCUGGAAUUGAAAGUUGACGCAGAUAUCCAAUUGUUACCAGGAACGUUCACUCAACAAGUUUUAUAUACUGGCAUUAUAAAUGGUGAAUCUGCGAUGAAGAAACUCUCGGAUGUUGGUAAAACGGUUGAUCAUAAAUUCCUUGUUCUCAACAACGGCCCUGAUGUUCUUCCAAGUGCACAGUUAAGAAUACGCUGGCCUUAUGAAACACUUUCCGGAAAGCAUCUUCUCUAUAUUGUCAAAGUCGUCAAGACCUCCAGAGCUACAAAUUGUGUUACGCCACAACAAAAUCUCCUGAAGAUACCGGGGGUAGUAAAUGAUCCUGUAGCGUCGAAAUUCACAGCGACUGUCGAUAGAAACAUGGAAUCAAAAUCUUCACGAAAGCGGACUAGAAGAGAUGCGGGAACGAACACCACAGAUGCACCGUCCACUAACGCACCUGUAACGGAAGCAUCUGGGGAAGCCACCACUGCUGUGCCUGGAAGUGGAGUCGGUGAUACCCGUAAGAAAGAUGGCCUAGUUUUGGAUUGCAAAACAGCAAAAUGUGUUGAUAUCGUGUGUACCUUCGAAGAUGUUCAAGUUGGCAAAACAGAAUUUAUCACGAUCAAAUCAAGAUUGUGGCAAUCGUCCGUGCUAAUUGAUUACUAUGGGGAAGUUCUCACAAUUGUGUCCGAAGGUAGAGUUGAUAUUGGAACGAAUGCAUCCUACAUAUUUGAUCCCGACAUGGGCAACAAUGCUCUCGAGCUCUUUACGAUCGUGAACCCAGACUUUGCUCCUAAAGAGAAAGAACGGAAGCUGUGGGUGUACGUGAUCGCAGCAUUAGCUGGUGUAGUCUUACUGGCCUUGUUAAUAUGUGGCUUAUGGAAGCUUGGUUUCUUUAAAAGAAAGCGUGUGGAUAGCAGUAAGUAUGGUGUUAAAAGUGGAAAAGGCGACAAAUCACUACUCGCUAAAUAGAUUCGGUUGGCAAAAAAUACUACAGACUAGACUAAGUUGGCCAUUCAAACUAGUUAACUAAUUCAAAAAUAUAUGUUGGAUAAUUAAAAACUUGGAUAACCGUUGGAAGACUGAGCAAUAUUUAGAACAAAAGACAUAACCCAAUUACAAUGUUUUUAAAUGCAUUAUUAUUUUAUUUUUUAUGAUAGCUGAAAGUUCUAGCUAACAAUUUUAGCGCUUAAAAGGCGUGGUUUCAAUGCAGAUAUGUUGCGUUUUUUUAUAACUUUAAUAUUAAAACCUGGUUUUCACAUACGAUAAAGUGGGUGUGAAAUAAUCAGUUAUGCUUUUUGUUGUUUCCUCUACGCGAAAUAAGAUGCGUGGAAACCACAUCUUUUACGAAACUGUCAAGUUUUUAGACGAACCAUCUAGAAGAUAUACUUGUUAGUCAAUAUAGGUAUGCACUAUAAAAUGCACAGGCGACCAUACUAAACGCAUUAAUUAACCAAAUAACCAAUCAACACCGAGUGUUUAAACACGUUAGCCAAUCAACGCUAUGUGUUUUAACACGUUAGCCAAUUAACGCAAAGUAGCGUUAUGUUUUUAAUGUCUCUACUGGAAAUCUGGUGUGUUUAGCGAAUAUUCUAUACGAUGUAGUAUUGUAGCCUCAAGAGUUUUCAAGAAGAAUUUCUCGAUUCUUUAAAGAAGAUAGCUUUACAGGGUUUUUUUUUCAACUAGAACCUUUAUUUUUCUUUUUUAUUUAUAUAUAAUUUUUUUCAUAUGUGCACAUAUUUUUUAUUUACUGUAUUAACUAACUUACCAACAAAAGGUCGAUCAACAGAAAGCAUAUACAGUCUAUGUUGUUCCUAACAAGUAGCUUAUUAGAAUUUCUUAGCAUUAUUUGGUAAUGCGCAAUUACAAAUGAUAAAGACGCAGGGCUUAUUAAUCUCAAGUAUAUAUGAACAGAUAGCCGGUAAUUGUUAACCUCUUUAUGAAUGACAUGAUUUUAAUGUCUUUUUUCAUUCGUAUGUUACUGUCUUUUUAACCGUGCGAAUGCAAAAAUAAAGUCAAAAAAUGUCUUCCUUUGUAAUCAUAGGUGUAUGUUUUUUUUUUCAUGUUAGAAGUCCACAAGUAGAUGUAAACUGUAUCCAAAAAUGGCUAUUUAUUGUUGCCACAGUAGUAUCAUUUUUUGUGCAUUUGUUUUAUACAGUUUAUUUUAAAGAACGUGUAAAAAUAUUUCAUUUUCUAA
Messenger RNA from Hydractinia symbiolongicarpus, 4655 nucleotides. RefSeq names its product integrin alpha-7-like. Gene Ontology annotation, biological process: integrin-mediated signaling pathway; cell adhesion mediated by integrin; cell-cell adhesion. The record is from RefSeq and is a predicted model, not a curated record. The coding region runs from base 179 to 3430 and encodes 1083 amino acids. Gene Ontology annotation, cellular component: external side of plasma membrane; integrin complex. The transcript is spliced from 35 exons. Gene Ontology annotation, molecular function: integrin binding. NCBI's taxonomy places the organism in Eukaryota, Metazoa, Cnidaria, Hydrozoa, Anthoathecata, Hydractiniidae.